UCAACAGCGGAGUAAUUUGAAGUGACCCACUUAGGUGGUUGUGUUCUUUAACGUUUAGCAGUCCAGCGACCAGUCACUCGACUUUUAGACCCCGGUUGAAAGGUAUCAUGGAGCGGUGGUGCAACAAAGUGGCCGUGGUUAGUGGAGCCAGUGCCGGAAUUGGUGCUGCCUGCACCCGGGCUCUGAUCGGAGCAGGCAUGGUAGUUGUGGGCCUGGCCAGGCGACAGGAGCGGGUGGAGCAGCUCCGGAGUCAACUGAGUCCCGAACAGCAGUCGCGGUUGCAUCCAAUCAGGUGCGAUAUCACUCAGGAGGAUCAGGUGUUGAAGGCCUUCGACUGGACAGGCCGGAAUCUCGGAGGCGUGGACGUCCUGGUAAGCAAUGCCGGCAUCAUAGGCACUGGAGAGCUCAGCGAGCGGAAGGAUGGUGCUGCCAUGAGGUCCACCGUGGAGACCAACAUCAUGGGCACCGUCUACUGCGUGCGCGAGGCCUUCCAUUCGAUGAGGAAGCGGGAGUCCGAAGGUCACGUGGUCAUUGUGAACAGCGUGGCGGGUUACCAGGUGCCCAACCUUGGACCCCAGCUGCCAUCGCUCAACAUCUAUCCGGCCACCAAGUUUGCCCUUCGCGCCAUGAACGAGAUCUACCGCCAGGAGUUCCAGCGGCACAAGACCGCGGUUAGGGUUUCGACCGUAAGUCCCGGCAUGGUUGACACGGACAUCCUUCCGGAUCAGAUUCAGGAUGUCGUCAAACAACACAUGCCCAUGCUGCGAAGUGACGACGUCGCCGAUGCGGUUCUGUGGGUUAUCGGCACUCCACCUAAUGUUCAGGUGCAAAACAUAACCAUCAAGCCUCAAGGCGAAAAGUUCUAGUCCAGCCUUAUAAAUGGAAAAAUGCAAUCGACAAAAAAAGAAUAAAAUAGUUCUCAAUA
Drosophila biarmipes is the source of this 925-nucleotide messenger RNA. RefSeq names its product farnesol dehydrogenase. The record is from RefSeq and is a predicted model, not a curated record. NCBI's taxonomy places the organism in Eukaryota, Metazoa, Arthropoda, Insecta, Diptera, Drosophilidae. Bases 108 to 866 code for a protein of 252 amino acids. The transcript has 4 exons. Gene Ontology annotation, molecular function: oxidoreductase activity.